AUGUCCAGCCCUUCGAAGAAGCUGCUCGCCAACGUGCGCAGGAUUGUCCCGCCCAUGCUGGAGAGGUUUCACAAAGGACAACUUGGCCGAGUCGCAGUUAUAGGAGGCAGUGCAGAGUGUGCGCCCCAUAUUUCUCUGCAAUGGCAUCUGCAAGGCUUGAGUCAUGUUAUCUGUGAACCAUCCUCAGCAACAGUAAUAAAAUCUUACUCCCCAAAUCUAAUGGUCCACCCAAUCCUCCAAUCCUCCAACACCGUCUCCUCAUUCUCCAACAGCCCGCUCCCACACCCACACGCCCGCGCCCUCGCAGAGCCUGUACUUUCCUUCCUAUCCCGUUUGCACGUGCUCGUCAUCGGCCCUGGCCUCGGACGGGAUCCGGUAACGCAAGAAAUAGUCACCGAAAUCAUCAAAGAAGCACGCUCAAGAGAAAUCCCCCUAGUCCUGGACGCGGACGCGCUGCUUCUCGUCCAGGAGCAUCCAGACCUCAUCCAUGGCUACACAGAAUGCAUCUUGACGCCCAACGUUGUGGAGUUCGCGCGGCUAGCGAAGGCGUUGCGUGCAGAUGUGUCUUCCAUGCCGGAUAGUGAUGCUGGCAAGUCUGAGGCCUGCAAGCGGCUAUCUAAUGCUCUCGGUGGCGUGACGAUCAUUCAAAAGGGGCCGCAUGAUACUAUUUCUAAUGGUAUGGUUAAUAUUGUAUGUGAUGUGCGGGGUGGGUUGAAGAGGAGCGGCGGUCAGGGCGACACGUUGACGGGGUCGUUGGGGACGCUACUUGCAUGGCGCAAGGCAUAUCAUGAGGGGUUGUGGGAUACCGGUGAGUCUGAAGCGAGUGGUGGGAGGGAGCUAUCCAGACAGGAUAUCGAGGAGGAUCUUUCGAUUUGUGGUUAUGAGAGUGGCGACGAUGGAGAACGGGAUGGUGAUAAACCGAAGAAGAAAUUGUCGAGGCCUGCGACGCUUUUGCUGGUUGCGUGGGCGGGGAGUGCGAUCACGAGGGAAUGCUCGAGGAGGGCGUUCAUGGCGAAAGGGAGAAGCAUGCAGGCGAGUGAUUUGACGGAUGAAGUGCAUGGGAGCUUCUUGGAUUUGAUUGGAGAGCCGGAGGGGACGAAGUUGUGAGCAAUUUUAUUGCCUGCGUCUGUUCGGGCUGUAAUGGUAUCGAUGUAUGCUUGUAAUUCCUGUAUGAUGAGGACGGAUAGGGACCUUAUGCGACAUUGAACUUUAAUCAUAUUUAUUUCGUAUGAAAAUAAGAGAGAUGGCCGA
Messenger RNA from Histoplasma capsulatum G186AR, 1251 nucleotides. RefSeq names its product YjeF domain-containing protein. Bases 1 to 1107 code for a protein of 368 amino acids. Gene Ontology annotation, molecular function: ATP-dependent NAD(P)H-hydrate dehydratase activity. Gene Ontology annotation, biological process: metabolite repair. Lineage: Eukaryota; Fungi; Ascomycota; Eurotiomycetes; Onygenales; Ajellomycetaceae. The record is from RefSeq and is a predicted model, not a curated record. The transcript has 5 exons.